Molecule: messenger RNA, 540 nt
Organism: Tremella mesenterica DSM 1558
Lineage: Eukaryota; Fungi; Basidiomycota; Tremellomycetes; Tremellales; Tremellaceae
Exons: 3
Coding region: 1-540 (179 amino acids)
Source: RefSeq, a predicted model, not a curated record
AUGCCAACUCCCUCAGAAAUCACACCAACGGCAGGGAUGUCCACAGGAAUUGGCAACUCCUCUGGUCUUCCCCCCAUUGAUAAUGCAACCACAAGUACCACAUCCGACUCGUUGCUCCAAAGUCUUCACAGUUUUCAAACUUACAGAACGCGAUUUGCGAUGGCUACCACGGCUGCCACUAUUCUGGCCCUGCGUCACGUACAUAAUAUCAUAACACAACCAAGGUCGGAAGCCAAUGAUGGGCUAUACCUAAUGGGGACGGUAUUCACAGUAGCUUCGGCAUAUCUUGCAUUGUAUUGUAGUAUCAAAACCGUUGAUUGUCAUCUAUGUGUUAGACAUCUGGAAGCUACUUUGAGAAAUCCAUCUCAGUUUCAAAAUUCGGGGUCCUCACAACAACAAACAAGACUUGAAGCUACGGUUCUGGAAAUACAAGCGGAGACGGACAGAUUCAGAGGUGCAUGGUUCAAACCCAACCUUUCCGGACCUGCCCGAAAGCAUACAGCUCCUGAAGUGCAGAGUCAAUCCACAAGUGUAUCGUGA